Molecule: messenger RNA, 642 nt
Organism: Blepharisma stoltei
Lineage: Eukaryota; Ciliophora; Heterotrichea; Heterotrichida; Blepharismidae
Source: the annotation of a GenBank genome assembly
AUGGAGAUAUCUGGCUUUUAUCCCUUCAAGCAAGUCAUUGGAGAAAUGGCGUGCUUUGAAGGAGAAAUCCAAAAUAAUCAAAACUCUUUUGGAAAUAAUAAAAAAAUUGGCCAUGAAGAGAUUAAAGUCCAAUCAAUGACUCCAAAAAAGGAAGAAGCUAUGCUGUUAAAGGAUAAGCCAAGAUGAACUGCAGAAGAGGAUCAGUUGCUAUUAGAGUUAUAUUCUAAUUAUGGAGCAAAGUGACAUCAAAUUUCUUUGUAUUUUAAUCAUAGACCAUCAUCAAGCGUAAAGAACCAUUUCUAUAGGCUGAGAAGCAUGAUGACUGCAGACCAGAGGACUGAAAUUAAGGAAGCCCUUAGGACAAACAAAGCUAAAUCAUCAGAAAUCAUACACAACCAAGUAAAUUCUCUUUGCCCAGAAGAUGCAAUUAAAAACAAUCUCGAAGUAUCUUUAACCGAUAGCAUUACGAUUAAUGAUACUCUAAUUCAAAAUUUAGGAGGAAGCUUGAAUAUCUGCACAAAAAUUAAUGAAAUUGGUGACAAACGUUCAAAACUAAAAAUGCUCCGUCACUGGGAAUCAAUACUCAGUAAUUUAGUUGAAAUAAAGAAAACUGAAAUAGGACUUGACAAUAAAACUUCAUAA